Messenger RNA from Ectocarpus siliculosus, 1439 nucleotides. The record is from the annotation of a GenBank genome assembly. NCBI's taxonomy places the organism in Eukaryota, Phaeophyceae, Ectocarpales, Ectocarpaceae.
UCCAGGUUCAAGGUCAAGCUUGGCUGUGAGGAGGAGUUUGAAACCAUGUGGAGGGAGCGAGAGAGCAAGCUGGCCAGCUUUUCGGGCUUCGAGCAGUUCAUGCUGCUAAGGCUAGACACCAGAGAGGUAGAGAAGAACGAGGAGGAAGAGGGAGCGCCCGCGGCCAGACCCGGUUAUACGGAGUUCGUUUCUCACACUAGUUGGGCCCAUCAGAUGGAUUUCGAGGAGUGGAAGAACAGCCAAGCGUUCAAGAAGGGCCACAGUGGGGGUGGCGGAGGAGAAGGAAAGGCCAAGGGGGAGAGCGGGGGUUUCGUUGUUGUUGCUGGGGGCAUGGGCAAGAUACGCGAACUGAUCGUGGAGCCACCCGUCCCCUCUCUGUACAACGCUCCAAUUAUUGAGCCGGUGCCCCCAGAGCAUCAGGGUGGUCUGUGGGACUUUGAGGAUGAACCGUCGUACUUCGACGGCGACAUGUAAAAGUUCUCUAUGGAAUAGUACCCCAAGGACAACCAGGCGGUGGGAAGCUGAAGCCUGCCAAGCACCACAGCAGUGCGUAACACCGAACGAUAGGGGUAAGAUUCGGAGACCCUCGCUGGAACAAUGCUAGGAAAGGUUAACGUGGUUGACAGGUUUUCUGAACUGGGUUUGGGGAAUGCGCGGGUCCACGGGUUGGGAGAAUCAUCUCUUGUUUUCAAGGAUCGUGUGGUCGAGUGUUGGUCAGUCUGCAUCGGGGUUUGCACCUUCAGGAAACCUGCAGCAGAACAGCAAGGACGCAAGCCGCCACUUGACCUCCCCUCCUCUGUCCAUAUCCUCCACGUAAGAGUUGAUCGUUGUGACGAAGCACACAUCAUCUUCUCUACACCAUGUUCGUUGAGGAAGCUGCCGAUUUUUAUUGCUGCACAAGCUUCGACAUUAUGACAGCAGUAUCAUAGGGUAAGAGCUCUGCCGCGGCUUCAGACAAAUGCAAUGUCGAAGGCAGCACCGCACCGCUGUUGAUUUCGGGAGUGUAUCGCUUGAGGAGACAUCAAAGCACCCACGAUUUAGCGCAUCAGCAAACAUUUCCCGUCUCCGUGUGGUAGUUCGCCGACAAUUGAAGGGCUGUAUGCUAUGCUUGUGCCUGCGCGCAAUGCAACCGCACACGGACCGGGCACUCCUACUCUGACCAUUUUUGGCACUAGCUGCCUUAGGUGCUGCGGCGGCACCCAGGCAUGAAGAGGGCACUAUCGCACCUACCGUCUACACACCCCCGGGGGAACCAUGCACUUGUAGAAAAACUGCCAGAAUAACGUAACCAUGUACCUCUGGUAGAAAAUCUGCAAGAAUAACAUGGAUUGAGGCAGACACUCCGCUCCGCAUUCAAAGGACGGCAGAGGGCAGCAUUAUGGCUUCUUGCACCCACUCGGGAACCGGUCGAAACUUGCGAGUUUCGUUGUCCAUGCAGA